Molecule: messenger RNA, 1468 nt
Organism: Ricinus communis (castor bean)
Lineage: Eukaryota; Viridiplantae; Streptophyta; Magnoliopsida; Malpighiales; Euphorbiaceae
Exons: 8
Coding region: 115-1092 (325 amino acids)
Source: RefSeq, a predicted model, not a curated record
AAAAAGAAAAAGAAAAAGAAAUAUCCGUUUAUUUUCUCUGCUUUCCCUACUUCUUGCCUUCCCUCCAUUUUCCCACCUUCCGAACAUGCUGCAAUUUUUGUAAUUUCCAACAAGAUGAGCACAGCAUACAGCAACCCUCUACCUAACACUGUCUACUCAUCAGCUCCAACAAUCCCUCACCAUGAAAAUUUUCCUAUCAUCACCUUUGCAAUCUCUGUAAAAGGUUUAAUAAAAGAGAAAUGGAAUGGUAGGAGAGGGAGAUUGGUUAAUUUUUCUCGUGGUGCAAUCAGAGCCGUCGAUGGAGGUCGACAGCAACAGCUUUCUCCAUGGGAUGAUAAACCCUAUGAGAUUCUGCCAAGUGGGAAAAAAUCAUACUUGGAUGAGCAAGAUGCAGUUGCAUUUCUUGAUCCUCCUAAAGACUUGAUUCCUCUGGAACCUGAGUCUUACAAUCCAGCUGCUUAUCUCUGGAAAAAAAUUGAAGAUAUUCCAGAAGAUAGACGUCAUAGAUUGCUGGCCUUGUUAGAACCUAGGCUUAUAUCAAGAGCUUGGCAGACAGCUGGUACCCGGUACGAAGAUCCUAUAUUAGCUAAGAAAAGUUCAUCCAACUUGUUAAAUUGUGAAGAUUGUGAAACAUCAGUUGAAUUUUAUAAUUGCCGAAGUAGUGGAGGACCUUGGCCUAUGGGUUGGUUGAAACUCUUCAAGAAGGCUAUUUUCCGUUGCAAUGAUGGGAAGACCUAUGGAAGAUUGAUAGGUGGAUCAUUAAUUGCUCAAAUUACUAACACGACUAGUCCAUUGUAUUUUAUGGUAACACAACAUGGGGAAGUAAUGUCAACAGAGCAGCCUUGUGAUCUAGCAUAUGAACUGGGAGACGGGCAAUUGAAUCUCCAUAAUUAUCCUCAAAGUUUUCCAACACCAGCAAAGCAUCCGUAUCCUUUCAAUGAUCAGGUUGUUAUAUAUGUUCGUCAUGUUGGACCUGGGGUGUCAGUGGGGCAAGCAUGGCAAGAAGGAAAUGAAUUGCAGCAAGUGCCUCGGAAGCUAUGUGGCGAGAUAUUGAUGGUUAAAGAUUAUAGUGCAUCCUUGGCACGUUGCUGAAGAAAUGUCAUGUGCAAUAUAUCAUUAUGUUGAUCCAUGACAAAGUUCUUAAGGGUACAGAGAGAAUUACUGGAAGAUAUGCAUGCCCGGGUUUUGAAAUAGACAUGCUUCCUGCCGAGGUUUUGAAAUAGACAUGUUUCUUGCCAGGGUUUCGAGGUAGAUAGUCUUCCUGCCAAAUAUUUAAUCAUGGAUAUUGAACAUGGAAGAGAUGAGAAGUUUCUGAAGCUAUCUUUGGCUUGUGGCAUUGGUUGCUACCAUUUAACUGAUUUUGAUCUCAGAAUGUGGUUCCUGAGACUCAGAAUUUUGAAUUUCUUGUAACAAAGUUUUAAAUGUAAAUAUUGUCCAUCCGUCGAAACUUCUCAUCAUAGUUGGCCUA